AUGUCAGGCGUUGGAACCGAGAGCAAUGACCCCAUGCCAAGCCCUCCAGAGGAGCAGCAGGCCACAACUGGCACCAAAGAGGAGCAGCAGCGAGACAAGGAUGGAGAGGAUCUGCAUCAGAGAAAAGAGGAUAGUAAAGGGGAGGGUGAAAGGAGUGAUUGUGUCAGUGGACAGAAUUGGGAACCCAAGACAGAUUAUCAGAAUCCAACUGUCUCUCAAGUCCACACAGCCACUAAAAUGACACUAUUACCAAAGCAGAAGUCCCCUCAUGUAAAAACGAAUGCACUGGUAAAUGCAACUAGCCUUUUAUCAUACACAUUUUAUUCAACUGUAUAUCUAAGAAACAAAGUACAAUAUCUGAAAAAUGUAAUGUGUUUGGUGACAGACACUGGAGUGGGCCUUUGGGAUGAACAGGGCUCUUCCGGUCUUCAACCUUCAGGACCAGGAUCAGCUGGUGAUCCUGUAUGGUGGCACCAAUGUAGCCGUCAUGUACGACCAAACCUCAAAUUCACAACAUGUCCUUCAGGUAAGGCCCAGCAGUUGCCUCAAUGCACUCAACAAGGUCAGAAGUUGACAAAAGCCUGUGGCUAUAGGGAGUGAGUGCUAUGUCUAUGCUGUUAGGAAUGCCAGUGUUUGAUGGCAAAGGUAAAGCCAAAAAUAACUGUUCAAGGCAAACAGUACUGACAUAAACUUGAAGGUCACCUUCCACAGGGUCACAGCAGCCCCAUUUCAUGUUUGUGUGUGAGUGAGGACAGGCGCUGGCUGGUGACAGCAGACCGAGGACAGGAAAGUCUGGUGAUCAUUUGGGACUCCUUUUCAGGGUAAAACUAUAUUCUAACAGUACGUUCAUAUUUUUGAUGUAUCUGUUUCAAUUUGUAAUUCUGAAACAGUGGUUGUUUGGCUUAUGUUUCAGGAUUCCUGUGCGGACAUUAUUUGACAGUCACCCUGAGGGCGGUGUUGCAGCUUUGGCACUGUCAAAGGACUCCAAAUACCUGGUAACAGUUGGAGCUGGAAAUAUUCAGGUAAGCUCAGGGUUGGGGAAGCUACAAUGAAAAUAUAGUUUACCAAACUACCAAUUACUUCACACUGGAAGAAGUUAAGCUAACCUAAAGAAAAAUAUAUAAUAACUUUUUAAAAGUCGUUCACUACAUCCGUUUGGCAGCAAGCACUUCGUGAAAAAUUAUCAUAUCUAAAAUGUCAGACCUUUAGAAUGGCAUGGCUGCCAAAGUUUUACUAUUUAUUUUCAGUAAUACCGAUUACCCCACCGAAGACAUUCUUUAAAAAAGGUAUACAUUUACAUUAUUUAGCAGACGCUCUUAUCCAGUGGUCCUCUGUAGCUCAGCUGGUAGAGCACGGCGCUUGUAAUGCCAGGGUAGUGGGGUCGAUCCCCGAGACCACCCAUACACAAAAAAAAAAAAAUUAUGCACGCAUGACUAAGUCGCUUUGGAUAAAAGCGUCUGCUAAAUGGCAUAUUGCUCAUCCGCAGAAUCUUUUUACGUGUCUAUUUUCAAAGGAUAAAGCUAAGAAUAUUAACUUCAUAGUUAAGAACACUAUAACGAUAUGGGAAAAAAUUUAACAUUUUACAAGAACCAGUAUCACGUGGUCCUCUGUAGCUCAGCUGGUAGAGCACGGCGCUUGUAACACCAAGGUAGUGGGUUCGAUCCCCGGGACCACCCAUACACAAAAAUGUAUGCACGCGUGACUGUAAGUCGCUUUGGAUAAAAGCGUCUGCUAAAUGGCAUAUUAUAUUAUUAUAUUACUCCCUAGAUGCACAACCUGAUGGAACAAUCCUUGGAUAGAUUUUCAGAAUUAAUCGAUAAAUUGGCCCACAUGGAAAACUAAAGUUAUAGAAACUGUAAAUGACUUGGUAACAGGAAAUAAUUGUAUUUCCAUGACAGAAUAAAAAGAAAAAUUUGGACUGACCAAUGUAGAUACUAUCAAAUACACACAACUUAAAAGUUACAUAUCACGAAAUGUUGAUUAGAAAUAUAUUUCCCCUUGAGGGAAUCUUAUUUGAGUCAGAAAAGGAUGUUAAAAUGAUAGGGAAGAUAUACAAAACCUUGCAGAGAGCAUAUCUGUGAUGAGUACUGAGGAUACGAAGAAAUCAACAAUGUAAAGGUUUACUUAACACUGCGCAAGAGAACAACAAAGCGUGCGUACAUGACAAGACACUAACAAUCACACACAACACUGAAUAGUCCAGGGCUAUAUAGGGGUGGUGAUGAGAUGAUGAGGUGCAGGUGCGCUGGAGGUGAUUAGGGUGCGUUGGGUUUCCAUUGCGGUGUUGCCAAGGUGGUGCGCUCAGACCGGUGGCUCAGUAGUCCGGCGAAUCAGAGCACCAGUGGGGAGCAACCGGAGGAGACGUGACAAUAUCCAACUGACAAUCUCCUAGAAAAAAAUAUAAACUAUUGGAACCAAGAUUUAAAAAGAACUGAUGUUGGCACAAGAUGGAGGGAAAGUUGGAGCAUAACUAACAAAAUUACAGUUAACGAAAAUAUAUGCUUAAUCCAGUAUAAACUAAUGUAUAGAAUGUAUUUAUAAGAGACAAAAUUCACAAAUUCUAAAGCACAACGGCAGAGUCAUGUCUCAAGUGUAAAACUAAUGACUCAAUAAUCCCAUGUUUUCUGGGAAUGCUAUACAGUCCAGAAGUUGUAGGCGGAGCUAGAAAGUGGGCUGUCAGAAGUAUUACAAAGUAAACUUACUUUUAAUCCAUCUGUCUGCAUAUUUCAAGACAUUGCAUAUGGGGGGUGUAGUUAGAUAGAAUAAUGUGUAAUUCAGCUGAACCAGCCGAGCUGCUCUUUUUUAUAAGGCCCAUGUUAAAGUUGAGGGGAAACAUAAAUUGUGAAACCUACCAGUGCUUUUUUGAAUGUUCAGAUGAGUGUGUGUCCCAAUUUAUAAUGUUUAGGUGUAUGUUGUUAACUGAACUUAAAUAGACAUACAGUGGACAGGACUUUCUGAUCUGUUCACAGCGAGUUUGUAUAUGGGACUGGACAAAUGAGACAGAGGAUCCAUUGUGUGUAACUGAGCUCAACCCGGAGUAUGGUUUUCAGGUAAGCUUUUAUGGUCUCACUAUAUUUAAGAUAGUGUAUAUACAGUUGAAGUCGGAAGUUUACAUACACCUUAGCCAAAUACAUUUAAAAUCAGCUUUUCACAAUUCCUGGCAUUUAAUCCUAGUAAAAAUUCCCUGUCUUAGGUCAGUUAGGAUCACCACUUUAUUUUAAGAAUGUGAAAUGUCAGAAUAAUAGUAGAGAGACUGAUUUAUUUCAGCUUUUAUUUCUUUCAUCACAUUCCCAGUGGGUCAGAAGUUUACAUACACUCAAUUAGUAUUUGGUAGCAUUGCCUUUAAAUUGUUUAACUUGGGUCAAACGUUUUGGGUAGCCUUCCACAAGCUUUCCACAGUAAGUUGGGUGAAUGUUGACCCAUUCCUCCUGACAGAGCUGGUGUAACUGAGUCAGGUUUGUAGGCCUCCUUGCUCGCACACACUUUUUCAGUUCUGCCCACAAAUUUUCUAUAGGAUUGAGGUCAGGGCUUUGUGAUGGCCACUCCAAUACCUUGACUUUGUUGUCCUUAAGCCAUUUUGCCACAACUUUGGAAGUAUGUUUGGGGUCAUUGUCCAUUUGGAAGACCCAUUUGCGACCAAGCUUUAACUUCCUGACUGAUGUCUUGAGAUGUUGCUUCAAUAUAUCCACAUAAUGUUCCUUCCUCAUGAUGCCAUCUAUUUUGUGAAGUGCACCAGUCCCUCCUGCAGCAAAGCACCCCCACAGCAUGAUGCUGCCACCCCCGUGCUUCACGGUUGGGAUGGUGUUCUUCGGCUUGCAAGCGACCCCCUUUAUCCUCCAAACAUAACGAUGGUCAUUAUGGCCAAACAGUUCUACUUUUUUUUCAUCAGACCAGAGGACAUUUCUCCAAAAUGUACGAUCUUUGUCCCCAUGUGCAGUUGCAAAUCGUAGUCUGGCUUUUUUAUGGCGGUUUUGGAGCAUUGGCUUCUUCCUUGCUGAGCGGCCUUUCAGGUUAUGUCAAUAUAGGACUCGUUUUACUGUGGAUAUAGAUACUUUUGUACCUGUUUCCUCCAGCAUCUUCACAAGGUCCUUUGCUGUUGUUCUGGGAUUUAUUUGCACUUUUCGCACCAAAGUACGUUCAUCUCUAGCAGUAUGACGACUGCGUAGUCCCAUGGUGUUUAUACUUGCGUACUAUUUACAUUUUAGUCAUUUAGCAGACGCUCUUAUCCAGAGCGACUUACAGUUAGUGAGUGCAUACAAUUUUUCAUACUGGCCCCCCGUGGGAAUCGAACCCCCAACCCUGGCGUUGCAAACGCCAUGCUCUACCAACUGAGCUACAUCCCUGCCGGCCAUUCCCUUCCCUACCCUGGACGACGCUGGGCCAAUUCUGCGCCGCCCCAUGGGUCUCCCGGUCGCAGCCGGCUACGACAGAGCCUGGAUUCGAACCAGGAUCUCUAGUGGCACAGCUAGUGUCUUAGACCACUGCGCCACUCGGGAGACUUACUGUUUGUACAGAUUAACGUGGUACCUUCAGGUGUUUGGAAAUUGCUCCCAAGGAUGAACCAGACUUGUGGAGGUCUACAAUUUUUUUCUGAGGUCUUGGCUGAUUUCUUUUGAUUUUCCCAUGAUGUCAAGCUUGGAAUUUUCCAAGCUGUUUAAAGGCACAGUCAACUUAGUGUAUGUAAACUUCUGACCCACUGGAAUUGUGAUACAGUGAAUUAUAAGUGAAAUAAUCUGUCUGUAAACAAUUGUUGGAAAAAUGACUUGUGUCAUGCACAAAGUACAUGUCCUAACCAACUUGCCAAAACAAUAGUUUGUUAACAAGAAAUUUGUGGAGUGGUUGAAAAACAAGUUUUAAUGACUCCAACCUAAGUGUAUGUAAACUUCUGACUUCAACUGUAAUUGAAUACAUUCAUAUGAUAAUAUCUGCAAUAAUGUAUGACUUUACAACAUGUUCUGAUUUCAAUUCCUUUUCAGAAACACAUCCUUUUUAAUCCCAAUGACAUCACUCAGCUGCUCAGCAACAGUGAGAGCCAAGUCUUAUUUUACACCAGGGCAAGUACCACAGUUUUGUUGUACUCGUGGUUUAACACUGCUACAGUUAGUAACUAGCGUUACAGUAUAUGAUUGUCAGUUAUUUCUUUCAGGACAAGCAACACCUUGAUUAUAUUGCCCCAGACCUCUUGGACAAGGUAAGGACGCUAGCUGUUUAGUUGUUUAUAGAACCUGUAAUCAUGUCAUUGUACUAAUCUCCACAUUCACUCUCUGGUGGUUUUACCAUCUUUCAAAAGACUUUCAACAAGGUUGUGGGCAUGCUGAGCCAGUCUGUGUUCCACUGGAGGGGGCUUCAGGCCCUCUCGGCCACCUCUGCAGGCAACUUGGUGCUGUGGGACAUGGUUAGGGCCUCCUCUAACUCAAGACCUCUCAUUAGGAGAGCCAUCAAGCUCAUCCCCCUCCAGAAGGACGGCAUCACCGUGCUCACUCUGACUGACAGGUGAACAUGCAACAUUCAACGUUUCAAACUACGCUGAAACAGGAGCUUUAUCCUUCUGCUUGGAGUUCAACUCCCUUACCACUAUUGAAGUAUUGUUCUUUGUAUUGCAGCCUGAUAUGUGUAGCUGUUGUUCUCUAACUGUUGCUCUCCUUGUAUAUCCCCAUGGUCUUUAAUUAUUUAGCUUCAUUGUGACUGGUGACACUCUGGGCCAUGUGAAAUUCUAUGAUGAGAACUUCAAGCUCAUCAGCUGGUACAGUGAAUUCAACCUGGAUCCAAUCACAUCAAUCUCCUUUUCCAAGGAAGUUCCACCUAACAGCAGCCAGGGUUUUCUGGAGGACUGCACUCUGGAAGCCAAGAUGUUUGUUAUCCGGUGAGAAUCAGUGUGAUGCCAGUUUGUGCCCCAGUGUAUGUGAAACGUAUCUGCUUUGUCCUCCAUCCCCCUCUAAACCCCCCUCUCAUCUGUAGGAACUUUGUCCUGUCUACAGUCAGCUCGACGGUGGUACAUGUGAAUACACAGGGUGGUGUGCCGCAGACAUUGCUGCGCGAGCAUUGCGAGGCACUGCAUGCUGUGGCCUGUCACCCCCAGCAACCAGUUGUUGCCAUGGGUAGCCACAGCGGCAUCCUGAAGGUGUGGGACUAUGAGCGCAAGGUGUCCAUCUGUAGCAGGGUCUUUGAGAAGGAGAGGCAUAUUCAGUGCAUCGCCUAUGACCCCCAAGGUGACCCAGCAGAGGCUUUUUUUUGUCUUGUUUAAUUUCCUUUACAGUAAAACUAUAUUCAUAUGUAGAAAGAUCUCAAAUUUUCUGAAAUUCGAUUUGUGGUGUAGGGAUAACUUCCCUUAGAACAUAUUAUCUGUCUGUGUGUGAGUUGGCUUAGCUUUGACCAGGCUAUCCUGUGUGUGUGAACAGUGGCAUAAAGUACUUAAGUUAAAAUACUACUUCAGUAUUUUGGGGGGGUAUCUGUACUUUAUUUUACUAUUUAUGUUUUUGACAACUUUUACAUUUACUCCACUACAUUCCUAAAGAAAAUAAUGUACUUCUUACUCCAUACAUUUUCCCUGACACCCAAAAGUACUAGUUACAUUUCGAAGGCUUAGCAGAACAGAACCUUUUUCCAACUCACACACUUAUCAAGAGAACAUCCCUGGUCAUCCCUACUGCCUCUGAUCUGCCAGAUUCACUAGAUUCACUAAACACAAAUGCUUCGUUUGUAAAUUAUGUCUGAGUGUUGGAGUGUGCCCCUGGCUAUCCGUUAAAUAAUAAAGCAAGAAAAUCAUGCGGUCUGGUUUGCUUAAUAUAAGGAAUGUGAAAUUUACAUUUUAGUCAUUUAGCAGACACUCUUAUCCAGAGCGACUUACAGUUAGUGAGUGCAUACAUAUUUUAUUUUAUUUUUCAUACUGGCCCCCCCGUGGGAAUCGAACCCACAACCCUGGCGUUGCAAACGCCAUGCUCUACCAACUGAGCUACAUCCCUGCCGGCCAUUCCCUCCCCUACCCUGGACGACGCUGAGCCAAUUGUGCGCCGCCCCAUGGGUCUCCCGGUCGUGGGACCAGGAUCUCUAGUGGCACAGCUAGCACUGCGUGCUUAUACUUUUACAUUUACUUUUGAUACUUAAGUAUAUUUAAAACCAAAUACCUUUAGACUUAAGUAGUAUUUUACUGGGUGACUUUCACUUUUACUUGAGUCAUUUUCUAUUAAGGUAUCUUUACUUUUACUCUAGUAUGACAAUUGGGUACUUUUUCCACCACUGUGUGUGAACAGGAUUUUAUUUGGCGGUUGGCUUUGCCAGUGGAUCUGUCCAUGUACUGGAUGCUUGUACAUUGCUGAGUGAGGCAGAGGAGCGCUUCAACUACAGCCAAGACUGCAUUACUCACAUGACCUUCUCUCCAGACUCCCUCUACCUGGCCACAGCGGUGAGCAGACACACUAUGUGGUUCUGGCAUUGGGAUUGUGUGUUUUGUCCUAUAUUUUUAUUUUUAAUCCCAGCCCCCGUCCCUGCAGGAGGCCUUUUGCCUUUUGGUAGGCCGUCAUUGUAAAUAAGAAUUUGUUCUUAACUGACUUGCCUAGUUAAAUAAAGGUGAAAUAAAUAAAUAAACAGUAACAGGUUUGAGCCCUCUAAUCAUGGCUACCCAGACUAUUUGCACUGCCCCCCCACCCAAUCUUUUUACGCUGCUGCUACUCUGUUAAUUAUUUAUGCAUAGUCACUUUAACUCUACCCACAUGUACAUAUUACUUCAACUACCUCAACUAGCCGGUGCCGCCGCACAUUGACUCUGCACCGGUACCCCCCUGUAUAUAUAUAAUAACCCUACUGUUAUUUUAUUUCUGCUCUUUUUUUCUCAACACUUUUUGGUUGUUUUAUUCUACUUUUUUAUUAAAAAUAAAUGCACUGUUGGUUAAGGGCUGUAAGUACAGUGGGGGACAAAAGUAUUUAGUCAGCCACCAAUUGUGCAAGUUCUCCCACUUAAAAAGAUGAGAGAGGCCUGUAAUUUUCAUCAUAGGUACACGUCAACUAUGACAGACAAAAUGUGAGAAAAAAAAUCCAGAAAAUCACAUUGUAGGAUUUUUAAUGAAUUUAUUUGCAAAUUAUGGUGGAAAAUAAGUAUUUGGUCAAUAACAAAAGUUUCUCAAUACUUUGUUAUAUACCCUUUGUUGGCAAUGACACAGGUCAAACGUUUUCUGUAAGUCUUCACAAGGUUUACACACACUGUUGCUGGUAUUUUGGCCCAUUCCUCCAUGCAGAGCUCCUCUAGAGCAGUGAUGUUUUGGGGCUGUCGCUGGGCAACACGGACUUUCAACUCCCUCCAAAUAUUUUCUAUGGGGUUGAGAUCUGGAGACUGGCUAGGCCACUCCAGGACCUUGAAAUGCUUCUUACGAAGCCACUCCUUCAUUGCCCGGGCGGUGUGUUUGGGAUCAUUGUCAUGCUGAAAGACCCAGCCACAUUUCAUCUUCAAUGCCCUUGCUGAUGGAAGGAGGUUUUCACUCAAAAUAUCACGAUACAUGGCCCCAUUCAUUCUUUCCUUUACACGGAUCAGUCGUCCUGGUCCCUUUGCAGAAAAACAGCCCCAAAGCAUGAUGUUUCCACCCCCAUGCUUCACAGUAGGUAUGGUGUUCUUUGGAUGCAACUCAGCAUUCUUUGUCCUCCAAACACGACGAGUUGAGUUUUUACCAAAAAGUUAUAUUUUGGUUUCAUGUGACCAUAUGACAUUCUCCCAAUCCUCUUCUGGAUCAUCCAAAUGCACUCUAGCAAACUUCAGACGGGCCUGGACAUGUACUGGCUUAAGCAGGGGGACACGUCUGGCACUGCAGGAUUUGAGUCCCUGGCGGCGUAGUGUGUUACUGAUGGUAAGCUUUGUUACUUUGGUCCCAGCUCUCUGCAGGUCAUUCACUAGGUCCCCCCGUGUGGUUCUGGGAUUUUUGUUCACCGUUCUUGUGAUCAUUUUGACCCCACGGGGUGAGAUCUUGCGUGGAGCCCCAGAUCGAGGGAGAUUAUCAGUGGUCUUGUAUGUCUUCCAUUUCCUAAUAAUUGCUCCCAUAGUUGAUUUCUUCAAACCAAGCUGCUUACCUAUUGCAGAUUCAGUCUUCCCAGCCUGGUGCAGGUCUACAAUUUUGUUUCUGGUGUCCUUUGACAGCUCUUUGGUCUUGGCCAUAGUGGAGUUUGGAGUGUGACUGUUUGAGGUUGUGGACAGGUGUCUUUUAUACUGAUAACAAGUUCAAACAGGUGCCAUUAAUACAGGUAACGAGUGGAGGACAGAGGAGCCUCUUAAAGAAGAAGUUACAGGUCUGUGAGAGCCAGAAAUCUUGCUUGUUUGUUAUUGACCAAAUACUUAUUUUCCACCAUAAUUUGCAAAUAAAUUCAUUAAAAAUCCUACAAUGUGAUUUUCUGGAGAAAGAAAAUCUCAAUUUGUCUGUCAUAGUUGACGUGUACAUAUGAUGAAAAUUACAGGCCUCUCUCAUCUUUUUAAGUGGGAGAACCUGCACAAUUGGUGGCUGACUAAAUACUUUUUUCCCCCACUGUAAGCAUUUCACUGUAAUGUCUGCACCUGUUGUAUUCGGCGCAUGUGGCCAAUAAAAUGUUAUUUGAUUUGAUUUGAUCUACCUUGAAGCCUUAAAAUCAAACUAAAGCUAAGAAGUUGCAUUUUCCCCUCCUGUUUUGUUGCUACUGUCAGGAUGCUGGAAGAGCGGUGAUGGUGUUCUGCUUGUACACCGGUAAGAGCAUGCAGCGCUGGAAAUACCUGGGGAGGCACCACUCCCACUAUAAGCCCAUCAGGGACCUCCUAUUUGGGGUGUACCUGGACAGCACCCAAACCAGACUACUCUCCCUGGGCAUGGACCGCAGGCUGGUGAGUCCCAAUCCCUCACAAUUAUUAUAGGUGGACUCUGGUUUACUUGCAUGCCAUGUUUCUUCACAUGCUGAACCACUAGACAUGCUGACUCACUUUGGAUGACUUUGCCUUGGUGUGUGGUGGUGAUUGCCCAGGUGGAGUAUGACCUGCAGAACAGCAAUGAGGAUGAGCUGCUGAUCCUGAGCUCUGAGCGCAUUGAGCAGAGCGCUGUGCCCACCUGUAUGGCAUGGUACCCACCCCUCACCACAGAGGACUUCCUGCUCACCGCGUCGGAUCUUUACAAAAUGAAGCUUUUCAACAGCACCACUAAGAUGUGCAGGUCAGCAGCCAAAUAACAGAGUCUGUAAAAGCAUGAUUAGUACUCUUAUUUUUGGCCAUCUCUGUGUCAUUGGGGUGUAGUAUGAAGGCCACAAAUGAAUACUUCUGGUUUCUCUUGCAGAAAGACACUCCUUGGCCCCACAUACGGGUCUCCAGUUGAAAAGAUGGCCAUACUUCCAUUUUAUAAGGACCAUGGCCCUAGCGCUCAUUACAUGGUAUACAUCACAAAAGACAAGGUAAGUGUUGAUUCACUCCCAAUCAUAUCAAACCACCUUCUUGUCAGUCAGACCAAAUAUGUAUGAAAGUUUUCAUUUAAGGGGCCAGACUUAUGUGUAUUUGUUGCCUAAUGAAGAGAUACUGGUUUCAGUGUAACUUGUCAUUGUUAUUUUUCAAGGUGGGUGUCCAGAUUCUGCCUGUUGAUGGGAACCCCCACAAGUCCUCUGCUCUGAUCUGCCACCCAACAGGGGUGUCUGCUAUGGCCUGCUCCUAUGACGGUCGAUAUGUCUUCACUGCUGGAGGGUCUGACUGCACAGUCCUCUCAUGGGAGAUUAGUUUAAAGUGAGUAGACCCUUCACUGAAUAGACCCUUGAGUUGUCCUGGUGAACUGAAUCGUUCUCGCUUGUUGUGUGUUUAGUGCAUUAGAGGCUGCUGCAUCCCUGGGUGGAAAAGAGCUGAUCCCCUUCUACAGCCUCCUGGAGGGAGGGAGAGACGGGAAACUCGUUAGAGUAGGUUAAACGGAUAUAUUUACCAUGUAACCAUCAAUAUUCAGAACUGUAUAGUUGGUACAUAUGUUCUUAUGGCUGUACAAUACUUUUGUGUUUGUUCUGACACUUUCAUUUUUCUCUUUAGGAAAUGGAGGACUAUUUCUAUUACUGUCAGCUGCGUAGCCAAGGCAUUGACUCCAUGGAGAUGCGACAAGUGUCCACCCGAAUCCCCCUAGCAGAGGUCCCCUUUGUCAUGAGGGCUCUGGGCUUCUUCCCCACUGAGCAAGAGGUACAACGUCCUCAAUGAGGACUAAUGCGAUGACUAGGCUAAUUUGGAAACGAUUUAUCAAUCUAUGACUUUGAUCAUUUUCUGUUUUCUUUCCUGUUUGUCAAUGAUAAUAACAUAUUCAGCUAUAACAAUGAGUUAAGUUCAGUAAAGAAAGAAUAAUGUUUGUUGAUCAUGACUCUAUCCAGCUGGAGGACAUGCAGAACGAAGUCAAGUUCAGCAGGUAUGCUGAGUCUGGGAGAUAUGUGACCGACAUAGACCUGGAGGAGUUCAUUAAGCUCUACGUCAACCACCGGCCAGCGUUUGGCAUCUCUAGCAAGGAGCUACUUCACACCUUCCAGGUCCUGGGUGACCCCUAUGUGAUGGGAGAGCCUGUGGUGAACAAGGACGAGCUGCUGGAACUCCUCAAGGAUAGAGGUGUGCUAGGCUAGCUGCUUAGUCCCCACACGUCUGUUUGCUGUGUCUGUAUAAUUCUAUGCAGGGUAGUGUCAGUAUGUACUUAUGUUCCCUUGUUCUGAGGCAGUGAUGGGAUUUCAUUCUAAUAAUACGUCACCCCUCUUUUUGCCUCAGGGGAACACAUGACUGAAAAUGAGCUGGCAGAAUGUUUCACCACACUGUUAGGACUGAAUCCAGAAGGGGGGAGUCCUGAGCUGGGAGCUUUUGAAUGUGAUGGUAUGUAUCACCAUAUUCAGUUUAGAGUAGUGUCUGAAAAUGUCAUAAUGAGACUGAAACUACACGGUUUUGAUAGUCGACCAUUAAAAGUGUGUGUGUGUGUGUGUGUGUGUGUGUGUGUGUGUGUGUGUGUGUGUGUGUGUGUGUGUGUGUGUGUGUGUGUGUGUGUGUGUGUGUGUGUGUGUGUGUGUGUGUGUGUGUGACAGAUGCAGAAGACUUGUUGGAGAGUGAGAUCCCAGAGGAGAUUUCCAUGGAAACAUUUGCAAGUGAUAUCCUGGGAUUCCCCAUUUAUAUUAAAGAGAUUCUUCACUCCUCCCAUGAGGGAAUGUUGUCCCCCUCAGGAUCAGAAGUUGUAUAG
Molecule: messenger RNA, 12173 nt
Organism: Coregonus sp. 'balchen'
Lineage: Eukaryota; Metazoa; Chordata; Actinopteri; Salmoniformes; Salmonidae
Source: the annotation of a GenBank genome assembly